AUGUCAUCAUCAAAUAAUAAUUUAUUAUUAUUAACAAUGUUUAGUGUAGGAUUUCUCAUAGGAGGAGGAGUCGUUGGAUUUGUUGGUGUAAAUCAACAGCAACAACAUCAUCAAAUUCAUGAUGUUGAAAGUGAUCGAGAACAAGAUAUUGAUGAUGAUGAUAUUACAGUAGUAAAUUGUAAAUUUUAUAACAAACAAUCAUACCUCUCAUCCCUACAUUCAACCCUUUUCACAUCAAAUUCACCCACAUCAUCGGUUAUCCCAAAAUUAAAUCAACUUCAUAUAUAUCAAAAAGAACUUUAUAAGAAGCAACAAACAUUACAUUCUUAUAUAAUAUCAUUCAAUCAUAAAUAUACUUGCUUAUUAACCGAAACAAAUGUUUUUAAGGGUUAUUCCUGUUUACAAAUGUCUAAAUCAAAAGAGAAGUUGGAAUUAUUUCAGGAAAAAAUUAAAUGUAAAGGUAAAUCCGUAUCGGACAAUAUUAACGGUGGUUUUGGAUAUAUUUUAGAAAUUAAGAAUUACAUGAAAAUGCAAGUGGCUGAAAUGAAAUGGUUGGAAAAACUUAAGGAAACGUACGAAGAAAAGUUGGAGAACUCGAUGAAAGAAUUAGAUGAAAUGAAAGAGAAAUUUAAUGAAUUUAAGGAAAUAAGUGAAGAAUUAAAAAUUGGUGAAUUAACCAAUCUUUUGUUUGAAAGUGGUUGUAUUAAUCUCUAA
Funneliformis geosporum is the source of this 714-nucleotide messenger RNA. NCBI's taxonomy places the organism in Eukaryota, Fungi, Glomeromycota, Glomeromycetes, Glomerales, Glomeraceae. The record is from the annotation of a GenBank genome assembly.